This is a messenger RNA of Colletotrichum paranaense, 1431 nucleotides long. RefSeq names its product dimethylaniline monooxygenase. The record is from RefSeq and is a predicted model, not a curated record. Lineage: Eukaryota; Fungi; Ascomycota; Sordariomycetes; Glomerellales; Glomerellaceae. Gene Ontology annotation, molecular function: flavin adenine dinucleotide binding; NADP binding; N,N-dimethylaniline monooxygenase activity. The transcript is spliced from 3 exons. Bases 1 to 1431 code for a protein of 476 amino acids.
AUGGCCCCCAGAUAUUCCAGUAUCGCAGUAAUCGGUGCUGGGCCUUCUGGCAUCUCCGCUGUGAAAGCCUUAAGUGAAGAGAAUGUCUUCGAAAGAAUCCAAUUGUUCGACAGAAGAGAAGGCAUCGGUGGCACAUGGAUCUACGAUGAGCAGCCAGAACCAUUUUCGCCAUCUUCGGCGCAACCUGUGCGAGAGAUUCCAGCCAAGCUACCACAGUCACUGCCACCAGCAUCUGAAAAUGUCACAGCUCGGACAGGUCUCUAUCCCGCCUUGGACAGCAAUGUCGGCUCCCAAGUGAUGGCGUUCACCUACAAGCCGUUUCCGGAUGUGAACUCGGCCUCUUCCAUCAACCGCUUUGGCAAGAGGAACCCGACGCAUCCCUACGCGCAAGUCGCUGGCUACCUCGAGGAGAUUGCAGAGCCGUUUUCGCACUUGUUCACUUUCAAUACGCAUGUGGAGCGUGUAGAGAAAUUAGGCAAGAAAUGGCAAUUGACUCUUAGAAAAACUCAACAUUAUCUGAAGAACCAGAAGAGAGAUUACUGGUGGCAAGACACAUUCGAUGCUGUUGUUGUGGCCACCGGGCACUACGGUGUACCAUUCGUUCCGAAUAUUGACGGUCUUAAAGAGACUUUUGCUGCUUUGCCUCAAAGGUUUGAGCACUCGAAGGCUUACAGGUCUCCUGAGGACUACGUUGGCAAGAAAGUCGUUGUCGUCGGCGGCAACGUUUCUGCAUCUGACACAGUCUCAGAGAUUCACAGCAUCGUGUCUGGGCCCCUUUAUGUCUCGCAGCGAGGCUCUAAUGAAAUUCUUCAGGAUGCAUGGGAACUACCCAACGUCGUUCUCAAGCCGCAAAUCACACGAGUGUCCGUUGGAUCUGAAAACACCGUCAAAGUCAAAUUCUCGGACGGCAGUGAAGUCGACGGUAUCGAGAAAGUUCACUUCGGCACCGGCUAUCGACUUUCCUACCCUUUCCUGCGUCCCGAUCCCGUGACGCCAAGUGGGCGCCUCUCAGGAUUUUACCAACACGUCUUUAACAUCGCGGAUCCGUCACUCACAGUCGUUGGACAAGUCAAGGCGGCCAUCUCGUUCCGUGUCUACGAGUACCAGGCCGUUGCCGUGGCUCGCUAUUUCGCGAACCGGGGAGGCGGUCUGCCUUCUCCACGAGAGCAGGACGAGUGGGAAGUGAAGCGACUGCAGUACAAGGGGCCGACGUCCCAGUUCCACGAAAUCAAGCCCGACUUUUCAGAAUAUUUCGAGUUUUUGCGAGGUGUUGCCGGACCUCCUGCACCGGGCACGGAUGCUUAUGAGUUGCCUGCGUGGGAAGAUGAAUGGGCGUUGCUAGGCUUCGGCGUUUUGGCACUGAAGCAAAAGUGGUGGAAGGAGUUGAAGAGGAAGGAAGAGGAGGCAAAGAAAAUCCAGUCCAAGUUGUAA